AGCAUUAAUGUUCAAUCUGUUAUAAUUUCGCACUUUAUUCAUAUUUCAGUUUCCUAUGGGAACCAAAAACGGAUAUAGCUAAUUGCGUCUGAGAUUUAUACAACCUAUUAAAAAUUUACAACAAAUGCUUCGAAGAUUUGUCAAAAUACGCACGAAAGUUUAUGUCUAUUGUUAUAUCCACAGACAGUUUAUAUAUAGAUAUAUAUAAAACAAGCUUAAUAAAUAAAGAAUUCUUUGAUGAGCAUUAGUUGAGAAGCAAUGGAAAGACCUAUUUUAAAGACUUUUAAUGGAACAACGGUAUAUUGUUUUAUUGCAUCUGAAGGAAAAGGAGAGACAACGAACAAGUUAUUUAUUGGUGGAAUACCAUCUAAGGUAACCGAAAAAGAGCUAAACAUAUUCUUUUCUGAGUUUGGCAAUGUUAAAGAUGUGCGUAUAGUAACAGACAGAAUAACGGCAGAAUGCAAAGGAUAUGGUUUUGUAACAUUUGAAGAUAAAUCUGUAAGCGAUAGACUAAUUGCAACAAAAACUGUUCGCAUGAAUGGAAGAAAACUACGACUAAGAAAAGCUGUUCAAAGAAGUGCAUCUCAGUUUGAUAAAGUUUCAGAACAAUUAAGAGUAUCAAAAAACAAUUCCAUCAGACCAAGUUCAAGAAGGCUACAACUAUUUACCGAUGACAGUUUGCAACUUGUAAACGAUAGUUCUAUGCUAAAAGCAAAUAUUCCAAUGAUUAUUUCUUCAUCUGCAAUGUUUUCUCCUUUAACGCCACCGCCAUCUCCUGCUCGUACGCAACAUUCGAUAAUUUCUAUGCAUUCGAUUGGUCAAAAUACAACAGACAUUUUUUCAUCUCCUACUAAUUGCAAAUAUGGAUGCAGAAUGCCGUUACCGGAGUACUUUCCUAUAAGUUCUCGACCUUUUAUCAAUGUUCCGCAAUUUAUUCAACCCGAUUAUUUGCAAAUAUAUUUAAAUAACAAUUUAUAAGCUGGUUUAAUAAUGUCAUCAAAAUAUAUUUCAGCAAUUUUUGACAAACUGCUUCUUUUAAAGAACGUUUUUAAAGCAAUUUUCAAAUUAUAAAAUCAACUUUUUAAAGAGAUUGUGUUUGUACAUAUAUAUUAGUCGUAGAGAUAUAUAAGCAUGAUAUUUAUUAUAGCAGAAGAAAAAAACAUAU
This is a messenger RNA of Hydra vulgaris (swiftwater hydra), 1165 nucleotides long. Its product is annotated as protein boule-like. Gene Ontology annotation, cellular component: cytoplasm. Gene Ontology annotation, biological process: positive regulation of translational initiation; 3'-UTR-mediated mRNA stabilization. The record is from RefSeq and is a predicted model, not a curated record. Lineage: Eukaryota; Metazoa; Cnidaria; Hydrozoa; Anthoathecata; Hydridae. Gene Ontology annotation, molecular function: translation activator activity; mRNA 3'-UTR binding.